This is a messenger RNA of Salarias fasciatus (jewelled blenny), 2565 nucleotides long. RefSeq names its product extracellular calcium-sensing receptor-like. Gene Ontology annotation, biological process: G protein-coupled receptor signaling pathway. Gene Ontology annotation, molecular function: G protein-coupled receptor activity. Gene Ontology annotation, cellular component: plasma membrane. The transcript has 6 exons. The coding region runs from base 118 to 2565 and encodes 815 amino acids. The record is from RefSeq and is a predicted model, not a curated record. Lineage: Eukaryota; Metazoa; Chordata; Actinopteri; Blenniiformes; Blenniidae.
CAGGGUUGGGCUCUUUUGCAGCUGUAUCUCGUAGUGUCUUUUUCUGGAUCUGAGGAGCCAGUGUGCAGGUACAGAGGCGAUCCUGACAGUCCCCUUUUGUCCCAGGAUGGGGACAUUAUGUUGGGGGGGAUUUUCUCUUUUCACAGCAGCUGGAAAGAUCGACAAAAUACCUACAUGCAUCAACCACUGCCACUGCAGUGCACCAGUUUGAAUUUCAGAGCUUUUCAAUUUGCCCAGACGAUGUUAUUUGCCAUUGAGGAGAUUAACAACAGCUCAGAUAUACUGCCUGGCACCUCUCUGGGCUACAAAAUGUAUGAUACUUGUGGUUCCGUUGCCAGAAGUGUAAAGGUUUCAUUGGCUGUGGCAAAUGGUAUUGAGGUUGAACCUGCAUUCUUUGAGGCACCGUGCAUGAGACCCGCUCAGGUGCAAACCAUCAUGGGAGAGACCUCCUCAUCACCUUGGAUGGCAGUAGCAACAGUCAUUGGACCAUUUUACAUCCCGAUGAUCAGCCAUUUUGCCACAUGUGCUUGUCUCAGUGAUAAAACAAAAUACCCAUCCUUUCUCAGAACCAUACCCAGCGACUACUACCAGAGCAGAGCCCUGGCUCAUUUGGUUAAACACUUUGGAUGGACUUGGGUUGGAGCGAUUAGAACCAAUGAUGAUUAUGGCAAUAAUGGCAUGGCUACUUUCACUGAAACGGCACAGCAGCUGGGAGUCUGUCUGGAAUAUUCUGUUCCGUUUUACAGAACAGAUUCAGAAGACAGAAUCCAAAAAAUUAUUGAGGUUAUUAAAGCUUCCACCUCCAAGGUUAUCGUUGCCUUCAUGUCUCAUUUGGACAUGGAUGUGCUGAUACAUGCAUUAUCUCAAUACAACCUGACUGGAUACCAGUGGGUCGGCAGUGAGGGCUGGAUCUUAGAUUCCCAAACUGCAGCCCUGGAUAGAUAUCACAUCCUGGAUGGGGCCAUUGGCCUUUCGAUCCCCAAAGCACAUGUAACCGGUCUGAAAGAGUUUAUAUUGGAUAUAAAGCCAUUCAAUUCAUCAAAUAGCAAAUUGUUCACAGAGUUCUGGGAGACAUUAUUCAACUGCAGGUUUAAGAAGUCAGAGUCAUCAGCAGGAGCUGACAGAGAGUGUACCGGACAUGAAGAUCUGACUGGAGUUCAAAACAGCUUCACUGAUAUGUCUCUGAUGCCCAUUUUCAACAAUGUCUAUAAAGGAGUGUAUGCUGUGGCUCAUGCACUUCAUAAAAUACUCAGCUGUAAAAAGACAUGUAACAACACAGUGAAACUAGAGCCAUUCACGAUUCUACAGAACAUUAAAAAUAUUCACUUCAAAACAAAGGAAGGAGAUGAGGUCCACUUUAAUGAAGAUGGAGACCCACCAGCAAGGUAUGAAAUCAUAAACUGGCAACCAAGAGAAAAUGACGCCGUGGACUUUGUCACAGUCGGCCUUCAUGAUGCAUCGCUGCCUCCUGAUAAACAGCUGGAUCUGCAAAGUGACUCUAUAAUUUGGGUACAAAACUCACCGCAGGUGCCCGUGUCAGUUUGCAGUGAAAAGUGUCCUCCAGGAACACGGAAAGUUCUGCAGAAAGGAAAGCCUGUCUGCUGCUACGACUGUGUUCAGUGUGCUGAUGGAGAAAUUAGCAAUACCACAGAUUCAUUCACCUGUGUGAGAUGUCACCCUGAGUUCUGGUCAAAUGAGAGAAGAGAUGCCUGCAUAAAGAAGGAGGCUGUGUUUCUAUCAUAUGAAGAGAUUAUGGGCGCCCUGCUCACUGCAGCAUCUUUAUUUGGAACGUGCAUGACUGCUGCUGUGGCUUUCAUUUUCUUCAGAUACAGAAAAACUCCCAUAGUCAGGGCCAACAACUCUGAGCUGAGCUUCCUGCUGCUCUUCUCUUUGACUCUGUGCUUCCUGUGCUCUCUGACCUUCAUCGGCCGGCCCUCCGAGUGGUCCUGCAUGCUGAGACACACGGCGUUUGGCAUCACCUUCGUCCUCUGUAUCUCCUGUGUGCUGGGGAAGACUAUGGUGGUGUUGAUGGCCUUCAGGUCCACACUCCCAGGCAGUAAUGUGAUGAAAUGGUUUGGGCCUGCACAGCAGAGACUCAGCGUCCUGGGUUUCACUCUGAUACAAGUGAUCAUAUGUAUCCUCUGGUUAACAAUUUCUCCUCCUUUCCCAUUUAGGAAUUUUAGGGAAUUUAAGGACAAAAUAAUCUUGGAGUGUGCUCUGGGCUCACCUGUAGGUUUCUGGGCUGUUCUCGGCUACAUUGGACUUUUGGCCAUUUUGUGCUUCAUCUUUGCUUUCCUGGCUCGGAAACUGCCUGAUAAUUUCAAUGAAGCCAAAUUCAUCACCUUCAGCAUGCUGAUAUUCUGUGCAGUGUGGAUCACCUUCAUCCCGGCUUAUGUCAGCUCUCCUGGGAAGUUCAGUGUUGCUGUGGAGAUUUUUGCUAUUCUGGCUUCCAGUUUUGGACUGCUGAUUUGUAUUUUUGUCCCAAAAUGUUAUGUAAUCUUACUGAAACCAGAGAAGAACACAAAAAAGAAUAUAAUGGGGAAGGGGGCACCAAAGUCAAACUGA